AUGCUGUGCGGGCUCACGGCUUUGCCUCUGAUGUAUUUGGGAUUGCUGUCUCCAGUUUCGGUUGACAAUCAAGAAGAUGGCAGUAGAAGAUGGUCCGUGCAGUAAAGUCCUUGUGUGAUUGAAUUUUCCAAGGCAUCUCCCAGAAAUCCCAUGACUGUGAGCUACAGGCUUAAUGAAAACAUCAGCUUCCAUGUAGGUACCAGCCGUUCCAGUGCCCCCAGAGGUGAUCUCUCCAUGGAGGAGGAGGAGUACUGCAUUCUGCUGACCCACGCCAUGCUCAGAAGGGAAAGCAUGGCCGCCUCGCUCUCUGUAAGUCUCGGAGAUGAGAAAGACACUGUCCUGAGGGAGAACCCAGAACUUCACAUCCCAGAACAUGGUGCGGCUGGAGAGCCUGUGGCUUUGACCUGUACUAUACAAGACACCUGUCUGGAGCCCAAAGCUCCUUUUCUCUCCUGGAAAGGGCCCAACAUGAUUAUUGCCAUCAACUCCUCUUCAGAGCUCACCACUGCCCCAAAGCCUGAGGACCAGGGCUCCACUCUCAGAUGUCACUUAAAGCUAUUCCCAGAUAACCUGUCUAGCAGUAAAAUGCUCAACCUACAGCUGCUCUCACCUGCCAGGCUGCUCAACUACUCCUGUUUGGUGACGAGGACACUAGUGUGUAGCUGUUCCUUCUAUGGGAUCCCCACACCCUCGGUGCAGUGGUGGGUGGGAGGGACCUCGGUGAGUAUGAAUAGCAUUGACAGAAUCCUGCACGUGACCACCACCACGCUGGAACCCUGGACCAACAGCACCAUUCGUCUCAUGUGGGAACCAGCAAUCAUUACGAGACUUCGCUGUGAAGGCAAGAACCAAUAUGGAAUCCAUGCUUCCAAAAUCCUCUUGAUACCAGAUAAAAGCUCCAUUUCUAGUGUGUUCCUGAGAGGGCUAGUCCAGGGCAUUGUGUACGGGACCAUAGCAUCUGUUUUACUCUUCUUCUUCCUCACUGUCCUGGUAAUGAAGAUGCUUAGCUGGUGGAAGGAAAAUCAAACUUGCAACAACAAAGAAGCCCCGACUCCCAAGAAACCAGUUUCAGGAGAAGCCAAAAUGCCUGAAAAGCAGCGGUUGCAGACCCACGCUGUCGCUUCAGCGCUGCCGCAGCUUAACCAGAAUGGAGGCCUGAGUCUGGGUUUGCUUAUUCUUCACAUGGAGGUUUCCUGGAACAACAGAACCGUCCCUCCCAGCGACUAUGGCAAGGACCCUUUGGAGCUUCAGGGCCACCAUUUCCCCACGGUGGAGGUCUUUCAGACACCAGCAAAUGGUGGCUGUUGA
This is a messenger RNA of Acomys russatus (golden spiny mouse), 1308 nucleotides long. RefSeq names its product sialic acid-binding Ig-like lectin 5. NCBI's taxonomy places the organism in Eukaryota, Metazoa, Chordata, Mammalia, Rodentia, Muridae. The record is from RefSeq and is a predicted model, not a curated record. Gene Ontology annotation, biological process: cell adhesion. Gene Ontology annotation, molecular function: sialic acid binding. Gene Ontology annotation, cellular component: plasma membrane.